UGUGUGUGUGCGAGUGUGUGUGGGGGUGCACAUUGGGGCACUUUUCUCUGAUUUUUCUACCCUGACUUGUUAUCCCAGAUUCUUCGCAGAUGUUAGUACACAGUUUUUCAGCUAUGGAUCGUCACGAUGGCACCAGCAAUGGGACAGCCCGGUUACCCCAGUUGGGGUCUGUAGGUCAAUCUCCCUACACCAGCGCCCCUCCACUCUCCCACACCCCCAACGCUGACUUUCAGCCCCCAUAUUUCCCUCCUCCUUAUCAGCCCAUUUACCCCCAGUCUCAAGAUCCUUAUUCCCACGUUAAUGACCCCUAUAGCCUGAAUCCCCUCCAUGCCCAGCCUCAACCCCAGCAUCCAGGAUGGCCAGGACAGAGACAAAGCCAGGAGGCCGGGCUCUUACACACACACCGAGGGUUACCCCACCAGCUAUCCGGCCUGGACCCUCGUAGGGAUUACCGGCGGCAUGAGGAUCUACUGCAUGGACCCCAUGGGCUCAGCUCAGGACUAGGAGACAUUCCUAUCCAUUCGAUACCUCAUGCUAUAGAAGAUGUACCGCAUGUAGAAGACCCGGGUAUUAACAUCCCAGAUCAAACUGUAAUUAAGAAAGGCCCCGUGUCCCUCUCCAAGUCUAACAGCAACGCCGUCUCCGCCAUCCCCAUCAACAAGGACGCGCUCUUCGGCGGGGUGGUGAACCCCAACGAGGUCUUCUGCUCCGUGCCGGGCCGCCUCUCCCUGCUCAGCUCCACCUCCAAGUACAAGGUCACGGUGGCGGAAGUGCAGCGACGCCUCUCCCCGCCCGAGUGCCUCAACGCGUCCCUGCUGGGCGGGGUGCUCCGGAGGGCAAAGUCUAAAAAUGGAGGGCGAUCUUUGAGAGAAAAACUGGACAAAAUAGGAUUAAACCUGCCAGCCGGGAGACGUAAAGCUGCUAAUGUCACCCUGCUCACAUCACUAGUGGAGGGAGAAGCAGUGCAUCUAGCUAGAGAUUUUGGGUACGUCUGUGAGACAGAAUUUCCUGCCAAAGCAGUUGCUGAAUUUCUCAACCGACAACAUUCCGAUCCAAAUGAGCAAGUCACAAGAAAAAACAUGCUUCUAGCUACAAAACAGAUCUGUAAAGAGUUCACCGACCUGCUGGCUCAGGACCGAUCUCCCCUGGGGAACUCUCGGCCCAACCCUAUCCUGGAGCCAGGCAUCCAGAGCUGCCUGACCCACUUCAACCUCAUCUCUCAUGGAUUCGGCAGCCCUGCGGUGUGCGCCGCUGUUACCGCCCUGCAGAACUAUCUCACCGAGGCGCUCAAGGCCAUGGACAAAAUGUACCUCAGCAACAACCCCAACAACCACACAGACAACAGCACCAAAAGCGGCGACAAAGAGGAGAAGCACCGAAAGUGAGGAUUUCCCCCCUUCCUGCAUCCAUCCAUCCAUCCAUCCAUCCAUCCCCCUCCUAGCUCCCUCCCUCCCUCUCCAAUCACCCCAGGCUGCAGCAACAAAAUCAAUGCCCUUCUGCCCAUCCUGUUCUCUAACUCUGCAGGACUACGCUGUCCUUCCUCCCUUCCAGCCUUCAGCACUUCAUUUGCUCCCAGUUACUUCCCCAUACCUCCUUACCCCGGUUUGGAGCCUGAGAGAACAGAAAUGGGUGAUGGAGCCAGCAAAGAAAAAAGUUCUGUCUGAAUUUGUGAACUUUAAAACAAAAACAAAAACAAAAAGGAAAAAAAUCAAAAAAGCAAAACAAAAAGAAAAGGAACAUUUUCUAAAAAUAUAUAAAAAGACAUAAAAACAAAUUAAUAAAUAAUACUAAAAUAUAAAUCUAUGAGCUUCAUCGGACUGAAUCACCAACUCCCCUUGCAUAAACUUCAGUUAAGAUUGUAGCCAUAUUAAAAAAACAAAACAAAAAUAAACUUAAAGAAAAACAAAAGGCAAAAAGGAUUGAUGACAUUUUAUCAGUAUUGUGAAUAAACUUGAACACAAAACACACGCAAUUCCAUGUCAUGUCUUCAGUUGUAGAACUUUUUCCUGUUCAAGGUAAAGCGACCAACUUGAACUUUCUAUUGCGACACGAUUCACAGUUAUUAUAUAAGGGAAUCAGUGUUUAUGUAUGUAUAUAUUUAUUUAUGUGUAAUUUAAUGGGAACUGUAAAUAUGGUGAGUCUGUUUUAAGCCUUUUUUUAUUUAUCUGGUGAUCUUGUUUACCUCUUGUUUAGUGGGUUUUAAAUCUUCCCUUCUUAGUUCAUCAUGUGGUUCAUGGUACUUAUUUAGAAAUCAGAGGUUUUUUUGUUUUGUUUUGUUUUUCUCUGGGAUUCAUCAUUUUUUAACCCUAUUGUAGCAUGUUAAAGGCGACAGUGAAGCAGCUAAACAAACAAAAGAAAAUAGAAUUUUUAUAUAUAAUUAGUAUUACAUUUAGUUUCUCAUUGAAAAAGAAAAAAAAUAAAGUGAUGUUGGAUCCAGGCAAGAUUUUUAAACGUUAGUGGUUUUACAACUAUUGCGUGUUGUGGAAAAAAAAAGUUCAUUUUCACCCACUGUCCUCCUGAAAGUAUCAUCAGAGCAAUAAAUUAAUAUUGUCUUUUAGAUCAAGGUUUAGUUUUUUUCUUUUCUUUGCCCUUUUUUCCCCCCCUCAAAGAACUUCAAAUAUUUGGGACCACCUGGUAUCCUGUAUUUCCACUGGCCAUAUUGGAAGCAGUUAUAGUUGUAUUGUAUUGAGUUGUGCUGGCAGUAGUUUCCAUGCCUGUCAAUGUAUCAUAGUCCUUUGUUGCCCAGAUAAAUAAAUAUUUGAUACGCUUUAUGUCGAUUUUUUUAUUCAGUGGCUGUCUUUACCCAGGCGUAUUUUUGUUCUUGGCAGUAUUUUUUAUUCAGUAUGGUUACAGUAAUUGAGUUUAACUCUCCCUUGACAAUUGCUCUUUGCAAUAAGCAGCUGAACCCAUUGUUUCCCUCAAGUAUAAUAAAAACUUACUUUCAACUUGGAGUUCAGAGCAGGGUAUCAUUUAGAUACUCCACUGAGUCUGUAUUCAGACAAAUGACACAAUAAAACACAA
Gopherus flavomarginatus (Mexican gopher tortoise) is the source of this 3021-nucleotide messenger RNA. RefSeq names its product transcription factor AP-2 alpha (gene TFAP2A). Gene Ontology annotation, biological process: regulation of cell population proliferation; regulation of transcription by RNA polymerase II; anatomical structure development. NCBI's taxonomy places the organism in Eukaryota, Metazoa, Chordata, Testudines, Testudinidae. Gene Ontology annotation, cellular component: nucleus. The record is from RefSeq and is a predicted model, not a curated record. The transcript has 7 exons. Gene Ontology annotation, molecular function: RNA polymerase II transcription regulatory region sequence-specific DNA binding; DNA-binding transcription factor activity, RNA polymerase II-specific. Bases 90 to 1385 code for a protein of 431 amino acids.